CGUCGGAGAGGAGAAUGGUGGUGGCGGAGGAGACGGGGGCCGGCCUCCAGCUGCCCCGAGGGUACAGGGCCGUGCUGACCUCGCCCUGGAUCACCCCUGACCCAGGUGACGGCGCCUCUACUGCAGGAAUGGCCAUGUGCAUGCGGCUGGAUUACCUGCUGGAUGGGCCGGACGCCUUCCUACUGUCGGCGAGGGUGGUGCAGGAGCAGGAGGAGAGUCUUCCCCCCUCUUCCUCGCUGCUGUUCCUCUAUGGUCCUCAUGGGAACAGGUCCUUGACCACUGCCGUCAACUUCACCGUCAGUUCUCGCUUCAAGGUGGUGGUGCAGUACGAGCGAGGGUACGGCCCUCACUACACGGCGGGCGUGACGGGCGUGCACGUCACCCAGGGCGCGUGUGGCCACCAGCUAGACAACCUCACGGCCACCUCCUGCGCCUUCACGCGCGACUUCUGCGGCUGGACCAACACUCACAGUGACCACAGGAACUGGCUGCUCACGGAUCAAGGUAUCGUGGCUGAGGUUCGGAGCGGCAGCGGCAGCAGUAAACUCAGCCGCAACCGGAGCAAGAAGGCCAUGGUCACCUCCGUCAGCAGUAACAUCGCCCACGAGCAGCAGUGGGCUGAUCUCACCUCCCCGGUGGUGAUACAGAGCGACCUCAUGUCUACGAUGCGUAGUGACUUUAGCUCCACGGAAUAUGACCUUAGCGAAGGUGAACGAAGCUCCCUUCCUGCUGUGCCGGCAGCGACCAACAGCAGCGGGGCUUGCCUCACUCUCCGGUACAGUCUCCUGUCGGCAAACUCAGAGUUGCGAGUGGUGCUGAGACCCAUAGCAGCCACGGGGAUGAAGGGCUACCGACGGAGAGGCUCCCAGGGUCACCAGGAGGAAGAGGAGGAGCAGGUCCUGUGGACUCAGGGGCGCGUCGAGAGCCCCGGAGUGAUGGAGGCCAUCGUCAACUUCCUUCCCGAUUCUCUUCCCUCGCGUUACCAGCUAAUCCUCCGAGCAGUUGGUGUGGGCACUGGUGGAGCCAGCGGGAAGGUACAGGUGCGACAGGUGAGUCUACAGCCAGGCACCUGCACUUCGGGUCCCUCUUGCGACUUCGACACCGGCUUCUGCUCGUGGAGGGUGUCCUACACGGGCGGCACCGUCUGGUACAUCCGCCCACACCACG
Procambarus clarkii (red swamp crayfish) is the source of this 1167-nucleotide messenger RNA. NCBI's taxonomy places the organism in Eukaryota, Metazoa, Arthropoda, Malacostraca, Decapoda, Cambaridae. The record is from RefSeq and is a predicted model, not a curated record.